AUGGACUUAAACGAAAAGCCAAAAGAAAUAACACAAUUCGACGAAUGUCUUCGAUUCCACACAAUUCUUACCAUUGAUAUUGAAUUCCCUGGCUUUAUUACACAAUCUCCAUGGGAUUUCAUUGAUAAAGAGAUUUACAAAGAGUUUCGUUUCAAUGUAAACCAAACGAAACUCAUUCAACUUGGUGUCACAACUUUGGAUGAUUUAGGUCGAAUCGGCAGUUCAUGGUACUCUGAUUUUGACUUCCAUGCUGAUGCUUAUUCUCCUUCUACCAUUAUGUUUUUAGAAAAGAAUGGGUUGAAUUUUAAAAAAUUGAAAGAAGAUGGAAUAUCCAUUGCUUCAUUCACUAAAAAAUUCUCACCUAUCAUCAAAAAAUUGUUACCAAAAUCAAUGGAAGAAUUCGCAACGGUGGUGGUUAACAAAGUUGGAAUUGUAAGGGAUUUGAAUCAUAUGGCUAGAUUCUGUGAAGGACUAGAAGAUGGAAGACUUGGACUUGAAAGAUUAGGAAAAUUAUUGAAUAAAAAAAAAUUUGGAAUGAAACAUAAUGCUGGAUCAGAUAGCUUACUUACAACAUCUGCACAUUUUGAGAUGGUGAAAUGA
Molecule: messenger RNA, 600 nt
Organism: Cucumis melo (muskmelon)
Lineage: Eukaryota; Viridiplantae; Streptophyta; Magnoliopsida; Cucurbitales; Cucurbitaceae
Product: putative CCR4-associated factor 1 homolog 4
Cellular component (GO): CCR4-NOT core complex; P-body; CCR4-NOT complex
Molecular function (GO): nucleic acid binding; poly(A)-specific ribonuclease activity
Source: RefSeq, a predicted model, not a curated record